UGGGCCCUAAAAGGCCACACCCUAUGGCGCCACUUUGAUAUUUUCCCUGCCGAACACCGCUUCCCUUCUCCGCCCGUCUCCACCUCUCCAUCGACACAAUCCGGAUGGCAGGCUAUCCUCCGGGCUCCGGUUACCCACCCUACGGCGCACCACCGGGAAAUCCCUAUGGCGCUCCCCCGUCUUACGGCAUUGCGCAGCCACCUUACGCCUCCACCCUGCCCUACGGUGCUCCCGCUCCCACGCCGUCGGCACCGCCGGCCGAAGUGAAGCCCCCGAAGGAAGGUAAGGCACAGGGAUACGGGGGCUACGGGCAGCCUUCUGGGUGCUAUGGCCAUCCCCCUCCGGCCGCGUCAGCACCGCCUCCUCCUUUGGGGUCGUACGGCGCCGGCCCGUUCGCGGCUCUGCUGCCAUCGGUGUUUCCUCCGGGGACGGACCCGAACGUGGUGGCGUGCUUCCAGGCUGCGGAUCGGGACGGCAGCGGGUUCAUCGAUGACAAGGAGCUGCAGCAGGCGCUGUCGUCCUACAACCAGAGCUUCAGCUUGAGGACCGUCCAUCUCCUCAUGUACCUCUUCACCUCCUCCAAUGUGCGCAAGAUUGGGCCAAAAGAGUUCUCCGCUGUCUUCUACAGCCUGCAGAAUUGGAGGGCUAUCUUUGAGAGGUUUGACCGUGACCGGAGUGGUAAGAUUGAUACAUCAGAGCUUCGUGAGGCACUUCUGAGCCUUGGGUUUGUGGUUUCUCCGACAGUUCUGGAUUUGCUUGUGGCCAAGUUUGACAAGUCCGGAGGCAAAAGCAAAGCCAUUGAAUACGAUAACUUCAUAGAGUGCUGCCUCACGGUCAAGGGGCUGACGGAGAAGUUCAAGGAGAAGGAUACUCAAUAUUCAGGAUCGGCAACUUUCACCUAUGAGUCUUUCAUGUUAACCGUGUUGCCCUUUCUCAUCGCAUAGGGGUGAUGGCCUUGGUUUCUCCUUGAGAUUGUGUGACAUCACAAUUGUUGCUUGGUGAUAGGCUAUAUUCUAAGCCUAAUGCUUCUAUUAACGUGGGUUGUCUGUCGAACAUCAAGAGAACCCAUUUACCGUGUUGCCCUUUCUCAUCGCAUAGGGGUGAUGGCCUUGGUUUCUCCUUGAGAUUGUGUGACAUCACAAUUGUUGCUUGGUGAUAGGCUAUAUUCUAAGCCUAAUGCUUCUAUUAACGUGGGUUGUCUGUGGAACAUCAAGAGAACCCAUUUUGCCAGUGUUGCUAGGGAGAUUUCAAACAUGAUGGGCUUGUCGGGCUCAUGUAGGAUCGAAGGAGUAAUGUGAAUGUGGAUUGACUGCUAAAUAUAGACAGAAUCGUUUGUGCUUUUACUUUUGUGCGAAUUACUGGUGUAAUAAAUAAAAGGUAGUAGUGCCAGUUACCGA
Molecule: messenger RNA, 1397 nt
Organism: Musa acuminata AAA Group (dessert banana)
Lineage: Eukaryota; Viridiplantae; Streptophyta; Magnoliopsida; Zingiberales; Musaceae
Product: calcium-binding protein CBP-like
Exons: 5
Coding region: 105-944 (279 amino acids)
Molecular function (GO): calcium ion binding
Source: RefSeq, a predicted model, not a curated record